AUGAAGACUUUCACCUAAUCACUGCUUUAAAUUCUUACAUGAAAUCAGUUGUAUGGUGAAGCUCGCUCAGUACACAUUAUCGCUUAGCUCAGUUAUAAUCAUAUUGUAAUAAUUUCUUCUACGGCAAAAACAAAACCAAAUCAAGUAGCCCAUUCUUUUUUUAUUUAAAUUGGCAAAUUUCAAGUAUAAAUCACAAUGGCAAGUAAAAUAAAGGCAGGCCCGGUCGUUGAUAUUCUUGGCGAUGAGAUGACACGUAUCAUCUGGGAUUUGAUAAAAGAAAAAUUGAUUUUACCUUUUUUGGAUAUCGAAUUGCAUGUUUAUGAUUUGGGUAUGGAAAAUCGUGAUGCAACCAAUGAUCAAGUGACAAUCGAUUGUGCCGAAGCGGUGAAAAAAUAUAAUGUUGGCAUUAAAUGUGCGACCAUUACACCAGAUGAGGCUCGUGUUGAAGAAUUUAAAUUGAAAAAAAUGUGGAAAUCACCAAAUGGAACGAUCCGUAACAUUUUGGGUGGUACUGUAUUUCGUGAGGCUAUCAUUUGUAAAAAUAUUCCACGUUUAGUCACCGGCUGGACACAACCAAUUAUCAUUGGCCGUCAUGCACAUGCUGAUCAAUACAAAGCCACCGAUUUUGUUGUUCCUGGUGCUGGAACGUUGGAACUUCGUUUUGUGCCGAAAAAUGGCGGUGAAACCAUCAGCCAUAUUGUAAACGAAUUUAAAGGUGCAGGCGUUGCAUUGGGAAUGUUUAAUACGGAUGCUUCCAUUAUUGAUUUUGCUCAUGCAUCGUUUAAAUACGCAUUAAGCCGUAAAUAUCCGUUAUAUUUAAGCACAAAAAAUACCAUACUCAAAAAGUAUGAUGGACGAUUCAAGGAUAUUUUCCAAAAUAUCUACGAAACUGAGUAUAAGAGUAAAUAUGAGGCCGAUGGUAUUUGGUAUGAACAUCGUUUAAUCGAUGAUAUGGUCGCAUAUGCCAUGAAAUCAGAAGGUGGAUUUGUAUGGGCAUGUAAGAACUAUGAUGGUGACGUUCAGUCUGAUUCAGUUGCUCAAGGUUAUGGUUCACUUGGUUUGAUGACAUCGGUCUUGAUCUGUCCCGAUGGUAAAACAGUUGAAGCUGAAGCUGCUCAUGGAACAGUCACACGUCAUUAUCGUAUGCAUCAACAAGGCAAAGAGACAUCAACAAAUCCAAUUGCUUCGAUUUUUGCAUGGACAAAAGGUUUGGCACAUCGUGCUGAACUUGACAAUAAUGCUGAAUUGAAAAAAUUCGCCAUUACAUUGGAAAAGGUGUGUAUCGAUACAAUUGAAUCGGGUUUUCUAACCAAAGAUUUGGCCAUUUGCAUUAAAGGCAUGGCAAAUGUUCAAAAAGGUGACUAUUUAGAUACAUUUGCAUUCAUGGAUAAGUUGGCGGAAAAUUUGAAAGCAUCACUUUCGGCAUGAACUGAUUUUUUAUAUUCUAAAUUAUAAAUGGUUUUGCAAUGUAAUGGCAUUUAUUAUGUAUUUUCGAAUUUUAACAACUAAAAUGACCACAUUGUUUUUGUCAACAAAAUUAUUCUGGUGGAAGAAAUAAAACAAAAUAUACUAAUUUUUAAUAGAA
Messenger RNA from Contarinia nasturtii (swede midge), 1585 nucleotides. It is a transcript of the gene Idh, whose product is annotated as isocitrate dehydrogenase [NADP] cytoplasmic. NCBI's taxonomy places the organism in Eukaryota, Metazoa, Arthropoda, Insecta, Diptera, Cecidomyiidae. The transcript has 4 exons. Gene Ontology annotation, molecular function: isocitrate dehydrogenase (NADP+) activity; NAD binding; magnesium ion binding. The record is from RefSeq and is a predicted model, not a curated record. Gene Ontology annotation, cellular component: peroxisome; cytosol; mitochondrion. Bases 196 to 1428 code for a protein of 410 amino acids. Gene Ontology annotation, biological process: isocitrate metabolic process.